Molecule: messenger RNA, 2796 nt
Organism: Caenorhabditis auriculariae
Lineage: Eukaryota; Metazoa; Nematoda; Chromadorea; Rhabditida; Rhabditidae
Source: the annotation of a GenBank genome assembly
AUGCUGCUUUUCUUUGUUACACCUGCUUUCCUUGGCUUAUUCGUUCCCAUUUCGGCGGUAACUAACGUAACCGUGACCGAUGCAGCCAGCGUCAAGACACUUGAUGACAUUCUUGGGGCAAUCAAUGAAAGUGAGUGAAAAAAGUUCCAUAAGGAUUUUUCGCGGUGAACAUGAAUUUCUGCAAAUUUCUCGGAUUUUGCUCAUAUUAUAUUCAGGUUCCAGCAAUAAAGCCUCAAUCCGAUUUUUCGAAGUUUAACCGGUCCUCUUGGAUUUUUAGUUGAAUCUUUAAAAGUCUAGGACAAUUUAGGAUUUUGUGAUCAUCUCCAGAAAAAAUUUAUGCCGAUGUGAUUGACUGUGAACUUCAAUUUUUCCAGGAAUAACAACUUUUCUUACAUUCCAAAUUUUUCAGAAAUCUCUACUCCUGACACAGCUCCAUAUGAUUAUGUUUACAGUGACACAGCUUAUAUGGUAUUUAACAACAAAAAAAAUUUUAAGAAAUAUUUUCAGCAAAGCACCGCACGACACAUAUCCACGGCGGCGCUGAUGAAUAAAAAUCUGCGCGUUGUCAUUCCAGCAAUAGAGCCUCCUUAUGUAAACAUCAGCCUUUCAAUCAACCUGAAUAACAUGAAAAUAUAGGUAAACUACGUCAACUUCUCCGACUCCGCACAGGCCGAUAUGGGCUACGGUCCUGGCGUUGUCAUCGAAAUUCUCAAAGAAAUCGGAAAAAGGUUGAACCUCACUUAUACGGUGAGGUCGAGCUUUGUUAUUCCAACAGAAAGUUUUUAUUUUCCAGGUAGUUCAAACCAAAGACCACGAAUGGGGCGAAUUAAUCAACGGUACUUGGACUGGCGCCUUUGGGCAGCUCUAUAGGAAAGUCGGAAUUUCCCAAAAUUUCCAAUACCUCAUGGAAUCUAGGAGGCUGAUAUCUUAGCAGGGGCUGCCAUAAUGGAAUAUCAUCGGAGUCUAGUGGCCGAUUUGACCUAUCCUUUCCAAUUCGAGCCGACUGGGAUGUUGAUAAGGUCGCCAGAGAAAUACGAAGAUGACACUUUGCUCAUUGUGACUGAACCAUUUUCGUGGCAGGUUUUCAUUUCACAGUUUCUGAAAGUGGAGAAUUGAGUUAUAAAUUUCAGGUUUGGGUAAUAUCCGCAGUAACAGUAAUUGUAUCGGCGGUUAUUUUCUUGGGAAUGACCAUUAUACUAAAUCAAGUUUAUCGAGAGAUGAAAGUGACGUUAUUCGAAUCUACAUGGGUCUUCUUCUCCAUUUUCGUACAACAAGGUGAGUUGGAGAGGAAAAUGAGAUUUAAAAGAAAGCGUUUUUAAACUUAGGAGUUUCAAACUAAAAUUUCUAAAGCCCCUGGAAAGAAUUAUUUUGAGUUGAAGCUUCGCUACGUCUUUUCGUUUUUCGACCCUUUUUUGAAGUAAUGAAAAUUCGAAGCUCAAACCCGGACCGCAGCGCAACCGCAACGCUUUGAAUCAUCCUGCAUGCAAAUAUAAUUAUUCAAGUUUGGAGAAAGAAACUUUUCAAGACUUUUUGAGAAAGUUUAUGUAGGAGCCAACGGAAUCUGAAUCCUGCUUAUAAGCUCAGAUCAGACUUUUUGGAGUUUACUGAUAAAUAAAAAGCAGGCUCAAGAAAGAAAAGAUUGCUUUCUCACCCAAUGUUCUCACGAACCGCAAUUCAGGACUUCCUGAACAGCCGCGAUCUUGGAGCUGCCGAGUUUUGGUCGCUCUUUGGUGGCUGGCCAGCAUUACAUUGAGUGCAACAUUCACAGGAAGUCUCGUGGCUCUUUUCGCCGUUGACAAAACUAAUCUGCCGUUUCAAAGUCUAUCAAUAAUUUGUACCAAAAGGAAAAACGGAAAAAUUUGUAGACAUCGAACAGUUAGUAAAAGUUGUUAGGCAAGGGAAGUAUACAAUAGUGAUGGAUGGGAACUCGUUCACGCGCACUGAAAUGAUCGCCGUAAGUCCCAAAAAACCAAUUGCAGGUUUCCCUUUCUUCAGAGAUCUCAACUCCCGGUCUACAAAGAAUUAUGGCACGAAAUUAAAGUCAAUCAUAGAGUUAAAUAUGUGGAUGGCAUACAAAAAGGUAAUAAUUGCGAAUUCCUUUUUUCAUUCAAGUUUUAGGAGUGGCUCUGGUCAGAAGUGAAACUGGAUACGUCCUUCUCGGUCCAAUGAAUACUUUAAGUUUCUUCGCGUAUUCUGAUUGUAAAGUAGUCCUCUUGAACGAAGGAAUCCUCCCAGUUUAUUUAUCAAUUCCGCUGGUCAAAAAUUCGCCAUAUUCUUCCUAUUUUUCAACAAAGUAAAAGUGAAAAACCAAGUGAGAUCAACUUGAAUUUAUAAGGAUCCGAGAAAUGGUAGAAAGAGGCUUCACACAAAAAUGGAUCAGCGACUACAGAAGUUAUGUCGCUACGCAGAAAAUCAACGAAUGCAAUACAACUACCACGGGACCCAAAAGUUGGUUUAAGUCUAAAAAUUCCCGAAUUUUUAUUGUUUUGGAUUUCUUCUUUUUUCUGCUUGUUUCCUAUUUAUUGCUUUUUUGAGAGUCUUCACCACUCACUUUUAUUUUUUUCAGGUUACCUAGACUUGAAACGGGCCCAAGGUGCCUUUUGGGUUUUGAUCGCAGGGGUUAGCGGUGGCGCCAUUCUUUUUCUGUUCGAGUUUGCCGUGAAAUUUGCUCGAGUGCAGGUUGAUAACGCUUAUUUGGUGUUUUCGUUCAUUUUGAAACAAACAGAUAAGCCGAAGAUCGGGUCCGAAAGAAAGGACUUCAGAAGUUUCGAGUUCAGCGACGCCUUCAACGAAUGA